UGCUUCUGUUUUUGUUUCUUUCUCACUUGUGUUUCAGUAUAUGCCUCCGUAAGUCUGUACUUACUUCCCCAGAGACCAGCCACUCUCUUGCUGUAUGACGAUGUGGUGCAGUUACUGUUGGGUUCUCCAGGAUCCCGGAGACAGCCAUGGGUACAGCUUCAGAGGAGAGCCAUCCGACCACCCCUAAACAGCUCCCAAAUUACCCUCUCUGCAAGGCUCACCUCUUCCCGCAGUCAGUAUGAGCUUGGGGGCUUUCCUUACCCCCUUGCCUUGGAGAACAACUCUACAGGAACCAACAGUAGCUGGGUGGAGCUAACUGCUCUAGCUGCAAUGUGUGCUCAGCUCACUGGGCCCAACGGCACUGAGGUCCAGGUGUCAGAACCCAUUCACAUCUCCAUCCCCCUUCCUUCUGACUCACCUCUCAAGACUGCCACCAGUGUCCCAGUAUGGAGGUUCGAGGACAGGACAGGUUUAUGGGUCAGAAGUGGUGCUGGAUACAUUAAAAAAGAGGGCACUCAGAUGACAUGGAGUUUUGUGGCUCCAAAUUUAGGAUACUGGCUUGCAGCAUUUCCCUCAACCUCAGGAACAGGUCUGAACACCUCUGGUCUAAGGGACAUCACUACCUAUCACACUAUUUUCCUGCUAGCGAUUCUGGGUGCCAUGGCCCUGCUAGUGCUUAUUCUGCUGUGUUUGCUACUGUACUACUGCAGGAGGCGGUGUCUAAAACCUCGGCAGCAUCGGCGUAAUAUGUACCUCUCGUCCACUCUGGAGAGCUCAAAGAGAGACCAGGGCACAUCCACUUCCCACCUAAAUCUCAUCAGUGGUGGACACAUGGAGACAGCAUCCUCGGCCGCCGACCAUGACGGCAUCAAAUCUGACCUUUCCUCCAACCGUGAUCUACACAGCUCUCGAGAGGACUUCUUCAGACAUGGCCCCACCCAGAGACAGCACAACUCCAGGAUAAACGCUGACACAAAGCGAGGAGAGAGUUUCCCAUUGAAGACCACUCGCUCCUCAAACACAGGAACUCGAGACCCGCUCCUGCAGGAUGACUAUAGCAAAGGUUACAGCUCUGCUGAGGACUCUGACGAGCGCAGAUAUCAUCACCAUAAUGCAAAAGACAACCAGGGCUAUUCAUCAGACCCACCGUCUCCACCUCCACUUUUGCCACCAUUUACUGGCCACUAUCAGGAUCACAGUCGGGACAGCAUGCCCCCAGAGUAUUAUGCACCGGCAGGGGAUCACCUCAGUCGGCCCAGUUCUGUAAACACCCAGCCUGGCCAGCUGAUCUUCUGUCAUUCUAUGGAGCAGAUGAAGGAGAGCAUGUACCACAGCAUGGUGCCCACGCUGGUCAUCCCUGCACAUUAUAUGCAUCUGUCCUCUGACCUGUCAGCUGUGGAGCAGGCAAUGGAAAGGCAGCAACAGCUGCAGCAUGAUAUGGAGGGCAUCCAGGUUAGCAUUACGCUGCCACGGCAACAGAGUCAACACCAAAAGCAACAACAACAGCAGCAGCAGGCCAGGCAAGAAAAGGAAGAGUUGUCGUCUAGCCAGCAAGCAGAGGGACCUUCAGAGGAGAACUGGGGAUCGGAACAGUCCACUGCCCCCGUCCGUAUUCCUGUCCUUUUCAAUGACUCCACCAUUGCACAAAUGAAUGGAGAGCUGCAAGCGAUGACAGAGAAGAAGCUGCUGGAGCUUGGAGUAAAGCCACACCCUCGUGCCUGGUUCGUUUCCCUUGACGGACGUUCAAACUCUCUUGUUAGACACUCCUACAUUGAGCUAAGUAAUGAAGCCUUGCGUGCACCCGUGGGCCCCAGCAAUCUAGCCCAGGACCACCGUACUGAAGCACUCCCCGUGAGUUCAGGGAAAUCGACUCACCGGAAACUAAAAGAGGAGGGCAGAGGGAAGGAGGGAGGUGAAAGAAAAGCUCAUGGAAAGAUUUAUUCCAAGCUUCCCGUUAUCGAAACGCCAGACUCAAGCAGCGAGAGCCAUUCAGCUGUGUACUCAACUGAGGAGAACUCCACAGCGCCACUGCUUGACGAGACCUCUGAAUCCAGAGGAGGGACGUUCCCUCGUAAAGGCCGCAGUCGGGAUAACAGCACCCGUAGUAGUGCCAGCGAGGUCCACAGAGACUCUGUCACCAGUCCUGAUGAUGACAAUGAAGCCGACGGCAAAGAUGAUGAUGGAGAGAAUAAGAAGAGCCCCUGGCAAAAGCGUGAAGAGAGGCCCCUCAUGGUGUUCAACGUCAAGUAACACAUGCUGUCCAGGACUGGUUAUGGCACCAUCUUGGCUAUACAUUUUGUUCUUAUAUAUGCUUACUAGUGAUGAAGAUGCAGAGCUGGAAAAGAGUCGGAUGAAAAGCACAAUAAGAGACAUGGCACUUACCUGAGUGAUAAGCCAUAAUUCCAACCAUCAAGACUAGGUACCAAGAAUUAGCGCUGAAUGCCACGUGUAAAGAAGCAUCUGAAGUCCUCACACCCUUUUAGAUGUCCUUCAGAUGGGUUAAACAUCUGAUGUAGUUCUGGCAGCAGUUCAUGAGGCCAGAGGGAGCCAUAACUUUGAAUCUGCACUCUUCUCAAAGAGUUGUCUCGCUUUCCUUAAGUGACACCCAUUUUUUUAUAAGAAUGACCAUGAGCCAUUUUAAACUUGAGACUUUGGGAAGUAAUCCAUAAGCCUUAAAGAGCUUUUUCCUUUUCAAAAGAAAUAUAAAUGAAAAUGAAUAUUAAUGUGAUAUAGGUGAAAAAGAGGGCUGUUGUAAGGAUUGAAAGAUUUUAUCAAUCUAUAAUGACUUUUAUUGUAGUGGUUUACACAAACGUUUAAUUUGUUUAUAUUACUAUGUAGAGCUGAACCAUUAAGAUGUGUGGAAAUCGUAUAUAUUUCAAAAACAGGAGUGAAAUGUUUGCUGAAUAAAUUAGUGCGUUUACUCCAACGUGACUUAUCGAAUCCUAGUGGUUGACACAUAAUGACACUGUAUUUUGUACUAUUGGUAAAAGUUCCCCUUUUGUACUCAACUAAAACCAGUGUUGCCAUUUUUUAGAUAUGUUUUAAGGAGACUGUUUGGGUUAGGAAAACUGCUCUUAGAUAUGAAUAAAAAGUUCUGCAUAUAUACUGUACAGAACACAUUUUGUACGCUGAAUAAGCCUUCCCUGUUGGUUCAGUGCAGCAGUAGGAAUUGUGUUUUGACUGACUUACCUUGGACACCUGUGAAAAUGUUUUCGCAUUAAUCUUUGCUGUAGUGCAUUGGAACGUUUGCCAUAAAUCAGAACCACUGCAAUUCUAUUCUGUUAACUGUGGAAGUACAAUUUUGAACCUUUUUCAUUUAUGGACUUUUUGUGUGUGACUGAAGAUACAGACUGUGCUUGAAAAGGAUGUGCAUGGAUGAAUUUACACAAA
This is a messenger RNA of Sinocyclocheilus grahami, 3390 nucleotides long. Its product is annotated as protein FAM171A2-like. The annotation marks the transcript as partial. The transcript is spliced from 7 exons. Lineage: Eukaryota; Metazoa; Chordata; Actinopteri; Cypriniformes; Cyprinidae. The record is from RefSeq and is a predicted model, not a curated record.